Messenger RNA from Drosophila subpulchrella, 589 nucleotides. RefSeq lists its product as uncharacterized. The record is from RefSeq and is a predicted model, not a curated record. Lineage: Eukaryota; Metazoa; Arthropoda; Insecta; Diptera; Drosophilidae. The transcript has a single exon. Bases 144 to 425 code for a protein of 93 amino acids.
UCUUAGACGAAUUCAGACGCAUUCCAGCUGUCUGCUUCACUCGUCUCCAAAAUUAACUAUCCAAAAUUUUCAAAAAAUAAAUAAAAAGAGACUAAAAAAAAACAAAAAAAAAAAUAGGUUAGCACUUCCAUUUCGCAUCUAUAAUGGCCAACUUAUUUUCCAGUAUGCUGCCAUCGGGUAUUUAUCAAGAGUCGAGUGACAUACGCGAUUCGAGCAGCAGCAGUGGAGAUCUGUUAAUACCGGAUGUCGAUCUGAUCGCCUCGAUGAUGCCACAUCUGUAUCCUGUUCCGGACCUCCAGACUCAUCGGAGACACGACUCAACCUUGUCAAAUUUCGAAGGUUCUCCCCUUUCUGAUGACGAAAAACGAGAGCGGAUUCGUCUUCACGAAAUGUUAAAUCAAUAUAGUGAUCCCAUCGAGUUUUGAAGUCCUAUUAUCCGUAGGAAUGAGCCACCGAGCGAACGAUUGACUGAUUCUGGGCCAGAUGGUUAUUGGCUUUAUCCCAUGAUGUGAACUUUGAAAUCAGCGUUUAAAUAAUAAUCUGGAUUCGAAAUAUUAGUUUCAAUAAAUGUACAAGGUCAGGAUAUUUU